UAAUCCAGUUCCGUUCAGCGCGGGAGCCGUAACGGAUGCUGCGUAUCUUUUCGUCUCCUCUCAUCGCAUACUAAGCAGAAGUCUCAUGCGAAACACCCACUUAAUUCUCCAUCGCAGGAAAAAAAAAAAGUCGUCCAGUUUGUUCAUCCAAACAGCGCUUCAUGGGAAUACGGGCUCAGAGCUAAACCUGCAUCAUCCAGCCUGAAUCGUGCGCUUAAGAGGAAGUUGCGCGCCGUUUGAUGCUGUGGCGCGCGAGUCGUCGAGUAAAGCCAUCAUAGCCGUCGCAUUGCUCUUGACUUUCUCUGGUGUCUAUUCGGAUCGGACGCGGGCUGACCGGACGGAGUAUAUUUCAGCCUGGACUAACUGGAUGUUUUGACGAGGUCUAGAAAGAAUUCCCGAGAUUGUUGAAGGAUUUCUCCGUUUUGCAUUGCUCUCGACAGAAAGCAACCGCAUCCAAGCCGGGAGGGAUUCGAGGGAGUGCGGCUUAAAGGAGGACUCGCAUCCCUCCCUCCUCCUUCAUCUGGACCUUCUGGAUCUUCGUGUUGGCUCGGGAUUUUAAAGCAGACGUCUGCGUAGGAGAAUUGAUUUGCAGCUGGAGAGAUGAAAGUUUUUACGGCUGUGAUGCUUCUGCUUGCACCCUGGAGUCUGGAGUGGGAGCCUGUGAUUGCUGAUUCCAUUAUUCACAUCGGGGCCAUAUUUGAUGAGUCUGCCAAGAAGGAUGACGAGGUUUUCCGCAUGGCGGUGGCCGACCUCAACCUCAACAACGAGAUCCUCGAGACAGAGAAGAUCACCUUCUCUGUGGAGUUUGUGGAUGGGAACAACCCCUUCCAGGCAGUGCAGGAAGCCUGUGAGCUGAUGAACAGAGGCAUUCUUGCUCUGGUGAGCUCAAUUGGAUGCAUGUCUGCAGGCUCGCUUCAGACGCUGGCCGAUGCCAUGCACAUCCCCCAUCUGUUCAUCCAACGGGCACCAGCAGGAACCCCUCGCUCCAGCUGCCCUCCAACAAGCCAUGGGCAACCUGAUGACUACACACUUUUUGUCCGGCCCCCUGUCUACCUGAACGAUGUCAUCUUCCAAGUGGUGAUGGAGUACACAUGGCAGAAAUUUAUCAUCUUUUAUGACACUGAUUACGAUAUCCGAGGGAUCCAGGACUUUCUGGACAUGUCGUCACAGCAGGGGAUGGACGUGUCCCUACAGAAGGUGGAGUCGAACAUCAACAUGAUGAUCACUGGGAUGUUCCGCACCAUGAGGAUGGAAGAGUUGCACCGCUACAGGGACACGCUGCGCCGAGCCGUUCUCUUCAUGAGUCCUGCAAGUGCCAAGGGCUUUAUCACAGAGGUAGUGGAAACCAACUUGGUUGCUUUUGAUUGCCACUGGAUCAUCAUAAAUGAGGAGCUCUCCGAUCUGGAUGUGCAGGAGUUGGUGAUGAAGUCUAUAGGACGUCUGACUCUCAUCCGUCAGACCUUCCCACUUCCUCAGAACACCAGCCAGCAAUGUGUGCGGCACAACCACCGCAUCAACAACUCCCUCUGUAACCCCAAAGACCCCAAGGCUCAGACAUUAGAGAUCACCAACCGCUAUAUCUAUGACACAGUAUUGCUGCUGGCCAACACCUUCCACAGGAAGCUGGAGGACCGCAAGUGGCACAGCAUGGCUAGCCUGUCCUGCAUCCGCAAAGGCUCCAAGCCAUGGCAGGGUGGCCGCUCCAUGCUGGAGACUGUCAAAAAGAGUGGAGUGAGUGGUCUGACAAACUUGCUGGAAUUUAACGACAAUGGGACAAAUCCCAACAUUUUCUUUGAAAUCCUGGGGACGAACUACGGAGAGGACCGUGGCCGUGGAGUCAGCAGGCUGGCGACUUGGGACCCUGUCCAUGGACUAAAUGGAACCUUGUCAGACCGGAAGCUGGAGAACAACAUGCGUGGGGUGGUGCUACGUGUUGUUACUGUCCUGGAGGAGCCAUUUGUCAUGGUAUCCGAAAACGUGUUGGGGAAGCCCAAAAAGUAUCAAGGGUUCGCCAUUGACGUUUUGGAUGCUCUGUCUAAUUACCUCGGCUUCAAGUAUGAAAUCUAUUUGGCUCCUGAUCACAAAUACGGCAGCCAACAAGCCGACGGAAGCUGGAAUGGUCUAAUCGGUGAACUGGUGUUCAAGAGAGCAGACGUGGGGAUCUCCGCGCUGACCAUCACGCCGGAGCGAGAGAGCGUAGUGGACUUCACCACACGCUACAUGGACUACUCAGUGGGUGUGCUGCUGAAGAAAGCUGAGCGCACAGUGGACAUGUUUGCCUGCUUGGCGCCUUUCGACCUGUCGCUCUGGGCGUGCAUUGCUGGCACGGUGCUCCUCGUAGGCACACUGGUGUACCUGCUCAACUGGCUCAACCCACCACGUCUGCCCAUGGGAUCCAUGUCCUCUACCACUCUCUAUAACUCCAUGUGGUUCGUCUACGGCUCCUUCGUGCAGCAGGGUGGAGAAGUACCAUAUACCACUCUGGCCACGAGGUUGAUGAUGGGUGUUUGGUGGCUCUUUGCUUUAAUUGUUAUUUCUUCCUAUACGGCUAAUCUGGCAGCCUUCCUCACCAUCUCACGCAUUGAGAACUCCAUCCAGUCACUCCAGGACCUGUCCAAGCAGACUGAGCUGCCGUACGGCACUGUGCUGGACUCCGCUGUGUAUGACCAGCUGCGCAGUAAAGGCAUGAACCCUUUUGAGCGAGAUCCCAUGUACUCACAGAUGUGGAGGAUGAUCAACCAGUCAGGAGGAGCCGAUAAUAACGUGGAGGACUCAAAGGAGGGCAUUCGUAAGGUAAAGUAUGGCCGCUUUGCAUUUGUGUGGGAUGCAGCUGUGCUGGAGUAUGUGGCCAUUAACGAUGAGGACUGCUCCUUCUACACUGUGAGCAACAAUGCACCAGACAGAGGCUACGGCAUUGCUAUGCAGCAUGGCAGCCCUUACAGAGACAUCUUUUCUCAGAGGAUCUUGGAGCUGCAGCAGAACGGAGACAUGGAUAUCCUGAAGCUGAAGUGGUGGCCCAGAGAAAGCCCCUGUGACCUGUACUCUGCAAUCGGCACCAAGAAAACUGCCAGCGCUCUGGACAUCCACAGUUUUGCUGGAGUGUUCUUUGUCCUUGCAGCCGGUGUGGUGCUAUCCUGUCUUAUUGCCACUGUUGAGACCUGGUGGACACGGAGGCAGGGAUCCAGAGUGCCCUCUAAAGAGGAUGACAAGGAGAUCGACCUGGAGCACCUCCACCGGCGUGUAAACAGUCUGUGCACGGAGGACGAGAGCCCGCACAAGCAGUUCUCCACAUCUUCAAUGGAUCUGACACCACUGGACAUGGACUCACUGCCAGCGGCACGCCAGGCCCUGGAGCAGAUCAGCGAUUUCCGUAACACACACAUCACCACCACGACCUUCAUCCCCGAACAGAUCCAGACACUGAGCCGCAGCCUAUCUGCCAAGGCGGCAUCCGGCUUCGCUUUCGGCGCUAUGCCCGACCCGCGGACUGGCGCCGGGCCUUUCAGGCAGCGCGCGCCCAACGGAGGCUUCUUCCGCAGUCCCAUCAAGACCAUGUCCAGUAUCCCUUACCAGCCCACACCAGCCCCAAGCUUCAGCUAUGGCAAUGAUCCAGACCGGGGCACCUCCAUAUGAGGAGGCACAAUCAAAACAAGAUCCAAAUGUAAAUACCCGUCUUCUUUUUUUGUUGUCCUUUUUUUUUUUUUGCUUUUUAAGAGCUUUUUUGCUUUUAAGUUUUUUGCUGUUGGGGUUGCUCGUCCUGCCUGAACUCACCUACCUGUUGAGGAUGAUGAUAAAAUUCAUUAUUGUUGUCGUGAUUGUUGGGAGAUCUCGUGUAAACAUGACUUUGCCUUCAUUUUUCACGUGGAAUUUUGGGGAAUAGCUCUGAGGGGGGAGAUUUAAAAGACCCUGUGAAUCUAAAUAUCAUGGGAUGUUUACAUGUCUUUUCUUUCUUUUGAUUUCCGGACAAAAAGGGAAAAAAUACACUGCACUUUGCAGACUGACCUACCGACUGGCAAUAACUUGAGGCUUAUUUGAGAAAUCUUGUCUGCUUCUCAGUGUAUGCUGGUCAAUGCUCGGUACUGAGUUCAGCUAUGUGGUGUGCCGAGUUGGGUGUCAAUAGCUAGCGAAUAAAGUCCUUCUGCUGCUCUACACUGCACCUGAGCUCCAGAUAUAUAGACUGAGGAUCUCACAUCGUUACGUCUGGCUCUGCCAUCUCUCUGAGCCUUUUUCCACUUACACUCUGAACAGUCUAUAAGAAAAAGAUGUAAUGAAAAAAAAUACCUAAACCAAGUUAGAGCAUAGAAGGACAACUGCAAAAGAGGCCUCUAAAUGUCUUUAAUUUUGGGAUUGUUUGUUUAUUUUUUUAGUUUGAAAUAGAACAAAUCAUUUUGUGUCGAAUGUGUUUGAUUGGAACAUGGUAUAAAAAUAGUGCAGGUUUUUUUUUUUUUUUUUUUUUUUUUUAAUAGACAUUUUUGCGAUUGCUUCAGUGCCAUCAUCUUACUGUUAGGUGUUAUAGGUUUCUGAAGUCAAGAAGAAAACCUUCAAAUGAAUUCUUGAGUCUUAGGCCAGUGGAUCUUUUUAAUUCUUCACGUGUCCUCAAACUGACACCAGGCCAUCUGAAGGUACAAACAAGGCAGCCCAUUUUGGGGAAUUAUUUGAAAUAACUUUCUAUUUCCUUUCAUAAACAGUAAGGGGUAAUAUUUAUCUAACUUUUUUAAAAGUGCUAAUUGUUCAAACAAGGCCAUCAAAGUGUGAUGACAGGUUAAAAAAAAAAAGACACAUUUUGAGAAGUUUAAAAAUAGAAAAGAAAAAAAAACACGAAAAACAUUCAAACAGUUUUCACUAACAUUGUAUUAAUAUAACUAAUGUUAGUUGUUUAGAAUGAGCUUUCAGUUUGUUAUCCUCAGACUAAUUCGCAAAUGUUGUGUGUAGAGAAAAGCAGCAGUGUUUUGAUGACAGCAUUCUAGAUGUACUUUUCUUAAGCUAUGAAUGAGAAUAGGAAAAGUUUUUAUUUAGUAUCGAAUUAAAGAUUUUUAUUUAGUAUAAAAUGAAGAGACAUUACAAUGUAUAUUUUACAUGGAGAUAAUUUUUGUUGAAUUAAAGAAGAUAUAGAGUUUAACAUUAAAACAUUGCAUUGCAUUAGCCACCAUUUACACUAACUCAGCUCCCCAGAAUCCAUCUGAUAAGAGUCUUUAAGCUUUCAAUUUUAGUCACAUUUUAACUUUUUUUUUUUUUUUUUUAGUUAUGGAUUCAUGAGUAAGAAUGGAUCCUAAAGGAAAAAACAUGUAAGACUUGCUAAGCCUGUAACAUUUUUAAUUUCUUACAUAGUAUGUACAGGAGUUCCUUUCAACUGAUUAUAAUGUACAGUAUUUAAUAUAGGCCUAUUUUGUUGUAUGUGUUGCAUAUUAUUCUAAUGGAACAAACUGAGGCCUCUGUUACAAGUGGCAAAGCUUUCUGUGUAUAAUUUGUCU
Molecule: messenger RNA, 5471 nt
Organism: Tachysurus fulvidraco (yellow catfish)
Lineage: Eukaryota; Metazoa; Chordata; Actinopteri; Siluriformes; Bagridae
Gene: grid2
Product: glutamate receptor, ionotropic, delta 2
Exons: 16
Coding region: 601-3633 (1010 amino acids)
Biological process (GO): modulation of chemical synaptic transmission; synaptic transmission, glutamatergic; monoatomic ion transport
Cellular component (GO): postsynaptic membrane; plasma membrane
Molecular function (GO): transmitter-gated monoatomic ion channel activity involved in regulation of postsynaptic membrane potential; glutamate-gated receptor activity
Source: RefSeq, a predicted model, not a curated record